CCGUCCCUGAACUCACUAAUUGACCUCAGUUAUCACAAUGUCAUUAUCAGCCAACUAAGUUAAUGGUCAAAUAGUAAUGAUCUUUUAUUUUCAUUUAUUUUCAAAAAUUCAUGCAUAAGCAAAUUGUUUGACGGCACACGCUUAUCGUGUUAUUGUAACCAAAAUGUUGCUAUGUGUAUCCUUAAUACUUUGUGUUUUAAAUAAUUGUUUUUGUUCAAGUGUUUAUGGUGACGAUGCUUUUUCAAAUGAAUUAGAGUAUACUGAUCUUGCACCUCCAUACUUUUAUAAUGACUUAAGAUCUAUUUUGAAGUUCUUCGAAGAUCCUCAAUACAGAUUUACACCUGGAGUACGUGAACUUUUGAGCAUUUAUCACCAACAAAAAGUUAAGACUGAUAGACUUAACAUAACUGGUCAAGUUAAAAAACAUCCCUUGUUCGUUAUAGAAGGUCUGGCUGGAUCAGGCAAAACAACAAUAGGACAACUUUUAGCAUCCAAACUGAAUGGAGUCCAAGUCCAUUCGCCUUCAAACAGUAUUUACUCCCUAAAACCAUUAUUUCAAGGAGAUCACUUUAAAGAGUCUGCAUUUAACGCCAUGUGUCAUUACAUUACCGCACUUGAGGUAAAAGUUUUUCUAAAAUCAUCACCAGUUAUCAUGGACAGGUUCUGGCAUUCAUCCGCAUCGUAUUGGAUAUCUUAUGCAAUACAAGCCAAACCAAAUAAAUAUACGAUGCCUCCCAAAGGUAACAAAAUUUAUACAUGGCCAGAAGACUUGCUUAAGCCCGAUCAAGUAUUUCUGUUAGAUGUCGACGAAACUGUAAGAAUGGAAAGGAUAUUUGGAAGAAGUGAAAUAAAAAAUAUUACUGAUGCUGAAGUGGUUUUACACAAUCUUACCGAAUUUAGAAAUAACAUAUUAACGGCAUACAAAAAUAUGCAAAAUCCAGGAGUUAUUGUAAUAAACUCUAAUGUCUCAAUUCCAGAAGUUUUGGACGACGUUUACUCCAGAGUAAAAACAUACAUGAAAAUUUAAGGUCUCUGCAGAUCUAUUCGAAGAGUAAAACAAUUUAUUUAUUUAUAACUGUGGUAAUUAUUUUUUAAUAAAAUAUAACAAUAAAUUAA
This is a messenger RNA of Diabrotica virgifera virgifera (western corn rootworm), 1116 nucleotides long. RefSeq names its product UMP-CMP kinase 2, mitochondrial. The record is from RefSeq and is a predicted model, not a curated record. Gene Ontology annotation, molecular function: dTMP kinase activity. The transcript has 6 exons. The coding region runs from base 164 to 1027 and encodes 287 amino acids. Lineage: Eukaryota; Metazoa; Arthropoda; Insecta; Coleoptera; Chrysomelidae. Gene Ontology annotation, cellular component: mitochondrion; cytoplasm. Gene Ontology annotation, biological process: dTTP biosynthetic process; dUDP biosynthetic process; dTDP biosynthetic process.